AUGUUUGCAGCCGGUGCGACCUGGAAGCUAUACGUUAUUUCGGCCGUCAUUGCUCUGGCCGGCCUACCCGCCGUCCAGCUUGCCGAAGUCCAGGGACACGCCCUUUCACGAAGAGCCCCGACACCGAGGGACGGAGUCAAAGCAAAUGGUCCCGUACGCUGUGGACGCAGCUGGAAUACUCAACCAUAUCCAACAAAAGCUCCACCAGUGGUAGGGCGCCCUGAGCCAUUGAAUUUGGCUACAUCAUGUAGAGGGGACGAUGGUCUGGGUUACCUGUGCAACUUCGACUCAUGUCAUCAGGCCGAGAAGCAAAGCAGCUACCAUAGGUCGAAGACCGAAACCUAUCAUUUACCUCUCGAGUCUCUUCGCUUUGUAGGAUGCACACGGUACCGCAAUGCUAACGAGAAAGGGCCACUCCAAUCGAAAGUAGAAUUCAUGCAUCCACACCAAAUCUGGCCCGACGAUGGAUCUGGAAAGAUAGCGGUCAUGGGUGUCGACGUGGCCAGUGGUUGGAACUAUCCAAAAGACAGCAUAGAUCGUCGGCAUGAAUGCUCGAAACUGGAACCAGUCAACAACCGCAGACCGGUGUGUGAUGAAUGCAUUCACCAUACCUUCAAAGAGGUCGCCCCCCCUGCAAUCCCGAAAAAUUAG
Molecule: messenger RNA, 651 nt
Organism: Puccinia triticina
Lineage: Eukaryota; Fungi; Basidiomycota; Pucciniomycetes; Pucciniales; Pucciniaceae
Exons: 5
Coding region: 1-651 (216 amino acids)
Source: RefSeq, a predicted model, not a curated record